Messenger RNA from Paramacrobiotus metropolitanus, 2416 nucleotides. RefSeq lists its product as uncharacterized. The transcript is spliced from 14 exons. The record is from RefSeq and is a predicted model, not a curated record. NCBI's taxonomy places the organism in Eukaryota, Metazoa, Tardigrada, Eutardigrada, Parachela, Macrobiotidae. Bases 97 to 2109 code for a protein of 670 amino acids.
CUUUUACAAAGCUUAUACACUAAGUUCACAAUGUGGGAAGUGUGCAAACAGCGCUAAUUUACACCUAUAGCAGUGUUUUUAUUUAGCAAAGUGAAAAUGCUUGCAGCAUCCAAAUUCCCGUAUUCUUCAAUGCUUAUAAUCGGUGUCCUUACAAUCUGUUGGGCGCUUCUAGUCCCCACAAGUGCUAGAGGAGGUAGAGGCGGCGGUGAACGCGGCGGCGGCAGCUUCGGAUCUACCAGUGGUUCGCGCUAUGGCUCCCGCUCAGGCAGUAGUUCUCGCUCGACCUCGAGCUACGGUACUGGUUCAAAUACCUGGAGUGCGUCGUCGGCAGUAUUCCCAGCAGGUUCGACGUAUAAACAACGACCAGAAAGGAAAAUCCCGGACGCCUACCUUGGUGCAUUCACUAACGGGGAAGACAAGAUAAACCACAUUAGCGCUUUAUGGAAUAUCUUCAAUAUUUCGGACAUAAUCGAUCUGAAAAAAGGGAACAUUUUCGAAUUCAUACCUGGAAAUUUCAUCGAACACGACGCAUAUUGUGUUUUCUUUAAAAAUAGCCCAAGCAGCAGAAAUGGUGUUUUUGCGCAAUGCAUUCCGUUCAAGCUCAACGAAAAAAUUACCGAAAAGGUGGAAGGAGGCCAAGUACAGGUUAUGCUCGCAUUAGUGAACGGCAGCAUACAUGCCAAGAUAAGACGCUCCUGGGGGUCAUGCGCGACUACGGAAACUACAAUUCUCUUCAAAGCAACUGAGCAAGGAAUAGAAGUUAGUUUCAACGGGCAACCAAAAGCGCUUUAUGUGCCAGCAAUGAGAUGGUACAUGUUGGGCGCGUUCGUCAUAGAUCCUGAUGCGGCUGCCAUCGAUACGGCAAAUGACAUUUUGAGCUACAAUAACAGCAGUCCUUUGAGAUGGACAAACCAAAGCGGCUAUUCGAUUUCACAGCGUCCGUUUCAUCAAGCUGACGAAAUUGAAUCGACACUUUUUUACGAUACGGAGCAUUUUCGCUACGAGGGAUACAUUUGGAAUCAUAGCGCCAAACAUCUGCUGGAAAUCACUCAGGGACUGCGUGUACACGUUGAUCAGUCGACUGCUUUCUCAACCUCACUGCGCCGUCGUUUGGAAUCUAAUGUCACCAUUAAAACCGAGUUUCAGUUCCAGACAAUAACACAGCAUAUUAUCGGUGAGCACAAAAAUGCUACGCUAACAUUCAAGCGCACAAUUCCCUGGACGUAUCAUGGCACCUACGAAGAUACCGAAAAUGACGUCGAACCACGAACAUUUCCAGAUGACGAUAACUCUAACGUAAACUGCACCACAAGAAAGCGCAUCAGCAUAACUCAAGGACCAGACGGCCGUGAUGUCCUGCUUCAGCUGGGAUGCCGCAAGAUGCCUUACCGAAUCAAAGCCAAUGAUGUUGUAGAGCAAGACAAAAACGUUUCAGACAACCAUAGAAUCCUGGUCAGCAGUGAACUGGGAACGGAUGGGCAGUUGACAAUUAAUAUUCUGUCGUAUGCGCGGUAUCAAAAUGGAUCCGAAGGUGAACUGGAGCGCAAUUUGACACUGAAAAUUGAGGAAUCGUCCAAUGCAGGAUUGCAUGUGCACUACACAGAGGGAAUCCGGCCAGGACAAUGGAGGGCACAUCAGUGGGAUAAAUAUUAUCAGCGCAUUGCAUCUUCUCUCAUUUUGGGGAAGUUCAUUUUCACCGGCAAAGGUUCUCAACCAGGCUUUGCAAAUUCGAGUAUGGAAAUCAGUCAGCUGCCUGACGGAAAGCUGAAGAUACACGUUGACACAUUUUUUGGCGAUGGCCCUAGCGACAUUUCUACGCGGGUUAUAAUUUUUCCUCUGCAUACUCCUGCAGCGUUUUUAUCCCCGGGCGGUCAGGAGCCAGAUCCAACAGAAAUGAGGUUGACAUUCGAUUAUAUGGAGGUCUAUGGAAAGGUGAUACUGACGGGGUUCCCAACUGCUUCUGCCGGUUGGAAACGCACAGAGAGACAAAAUCUGAUCCCGGCAGUAAUUCUUGAGGCGUCGUCGGAAGGGCUACACGAAUACAUGUGCAGGACAACAUGCUUUAAAGCCAGGGCAUAUGUUGUUGCGGAUAAACAACAAAUGACUUGAGCCACGAUACUUGACGGCUGACGCAUAUCGGUCCAACUACGAACUAGCAAUCCGUUUGGGUUUGAGAUCUUCAGAUAUCUUUCGCGGUUUACAUGGUAAAAAAUGAGAUUGUGACGGCACCAGCCUUCUUACGGUGGAACGUUAGAGUAAGGGUUUACAUCAAAAGAAAUGCAGAUAAGAAUAGUGCUCGGCCGACUACAAACAAGAUGGUUCAGUAAAAAUAUUCGUGUACACGUACGAGCACGCUUUUAAGUUUCAUGCCGGGUACUUUGAACUGAUUUCGAAUUCAGAAGAUCGCAAGUCAUAU